AUGGCGGCGCCCAGAUGCGGCGCGCUGCGCGUCUGGGUUUGGGGUUCCGGGCAGGGUGUGGGGGGUCUGCUCUGUCUCGUCUCAAAGCCAUUUUGCACCGCUGCUGCUGCCUCUAAGCCCCUGGAUGCCCAGCGGUUAGCCGAGAGGCUCCGAGCCCAGAAACAGGAACAAAAAGCGAAGAAGGUGCGGGUGCUCACAAAUCCUGUCCAGCGGAGAGUACAAGAACUAGUGCGGUUCACACAGCAGCUGCAGCGAGUCCACCCCAACGUGCUCGCUAAGGCACUGAGCCGAGGGAUUGUCCACCAGGACAAGGACCUCGUGGUCAUCAAUAAGCCCUAUGGUCUACCUGUGCAUGGUGGCCCUGGGGUCCAGCUCUGCAUCAGUGAUGUACUGCCUAUCCUGGCAAAGAUGCUUCAUGGCCACAAGGCAGAGCCCCUGCAUCUGUGCCACCGGCUAGACAAGGAAACUACAGGUGUAAUGGUGUUGGCUCGGGAGAAGGAAGUGGCACACCAAGUCCAAGAGUUGUUUAGAACCCGUCAGGUGGCAAAGAAGUACUGGGCCAUCACUGUGCACGUCCCAGUGCCCUCAGCAGGGGUCGUGGACAUCCCCAUCAUCGAGAAGGAGGUGCCUGGGCAGCAGCAGCAUCACAAGAUGACGCUGUCCCCAAGCUACCGCAUGGACAAUGGGGAAAUGGUGAGAGUGCGGACCAGCCGGAAAGCGCGCGUGGCUGUAACUCAGUACCAGGUGCUAAGCAGCACCGUGUCCUCCGCCCUCCUGGAGCUCCAGCCUGUGACUGGAGUGAAACAUCAGCUUCGAGUUCACCUGUCUUUUGGAUUGGAUUGCCCAAUCCUUGGCGAUCACAAGUACUCAGACUGGAGUAGAUUGGCCCCGCAGAAGCUGUCUGUUGGCACUCUGAGGAAGCUGGGGCUGCCCCAGUCCAAGGCCCGCCACAUCCCUCUGCACCUGCAUGCCCGCCAGCUGAUCCUGCCUGCCCUGGGGUCAAGGAAGGAGGAGCUCAGCUUGGUGUGCAGGCUUCCUCGCUACUUUGCACACUCUCUGAGCCGUCUGGGCUUAAAGCUGCCGAGUCAGGAGCCAAACAGGGAUGACAAAGCUGGGCCUCUGGGAGCACAGUGAAGACUGCUGGGCAGUGUGGCCCUUGAAUUCUUCGCUUUGUUGAAUGGACUCGGCUAACUUCUCCCCUGGGACAGACUCCAGACGAGCCAGGUGUGAGAAGUUGAACCUCAGCUGCUCCAGGGUUUUUACUAGAAACUCAAGUCUGGUUCCUGAUACUUGGGCCACACUCCAGAAAAGCCUGUGGGAAGUCUCCCUGCCUCAGGCUCAUCUUGGCGGUGAGGAGAGCCCAGGAGCAGGCAGAUUGGGUCGGUCCUUGGGGAGGAGAAGGCGGCGUAGGAUCUAUGAGCGGGCCCUGUUUCCAUCCAGCAAUAAAGUUCUUGAU
Molecule: messenger RNA, 1456 nt
Organism: Molossus molossus (Pallas's mastiff bat)
Lineage: Eukaryota; Metazoa; Chordata; Mammalia; Chiroptera; Molossidae
Gene: RPUSD4
Product: RNA pseudouridine synthase D4
Exons: 7
Coding region: 1-1134 (377 amino acids)
Biological process (GO): pseudouridine synthesis
Molecular function (GO): RNA binding; pseudouridine synthase activity
Source: RefSeq, a predicted model, not a curated record